This is a messenger RNA of Acanthosepion pharaonis, 1197 nucleotides long. Lineage: Eukaryota; Metazoa; Mollusca; Cephalopoda; Sepiida; Sepiidae. The record is from the annotation of a GenBank genome assembly.
AUGUAUGAUGGUGCAAAAUGCAUUAACACAGUCAAUACCGAUCGAAGAAAAUUGAACUGUCGUGUCUUCAUAGAAGCUCUUUUUCUUCCUUUUCUUCUUUUUAUUUUCAUUUUUCCUCCUUCCUUUUUUUCAUUCCUCCUUUUUAAUGUUUCCUUUCCUUACAUUCUCAGACAUUUUAUUUUAGCGGUUCUUUUUGUAAAUCUUUCUUUAUUUCUUCCAUUUCAUCUUUUGAAAUUAAUUCUUCAAUUUUACUUUCUAUUUUCCUUAUACUUCUCCCUUGCUCUUUUUUCUUCUCAUAGUUUUUCUUUCAUUUAUUCACCUUUUGCUUCUUUCUUCGAUUUCAUUCUUUUUGUUCAGUUUUUCUUUCUUUUCUUUAACUUCUAUUCUUUCUUAUACAUUGUAAAAAUAUGUCUUUUUUAUCCAUUUCAUUUUUUCUUCUUUUCAUUCUUUCUCUUUCAUUUCAUUUUUGUUCGUAUAUUUCUUUCGUUUCAUAUUUUUCAUUCGCUUUCUUUUCUUACUUUCUAUUUAUUUAUUUCUUUCCUCUUUUUUUCUUGUUUAUCUUUUCUUUCUUACUUUUGCCUUUUUUAUGUUUAUUCUUUUUGGAUCUGUAAACCUUUGUAUUCUAUUAUUUUCUUCUUCAUUCAAUAUUCAAUUCCUUCAUUUUACGUUUUUAGUUUUCUUCUUUGUUCCCCUUCAACAUUCAUUUCUUCUUUUCUUUUUCCUUUCUCUUUUUCUGUUUCUUUUUUCCUUUCUCAUUUUCUGUUUCUUUUUUCCUUUCUCUUUUUCUGUUUCUUUUUUUCCUUUCUCUUUUUUCCUUUCUUUUUUCUCCUUUCUCUUUUUCUGUUUCUUUUUUCCUUUCUCAUUUUCUGUUUCUUUUUUCCUUUCUCUUUUUCUGUUUCUUUUUUCCUUUCUUUUUUUCCUUUCUCAUUUUCUGUUUCUUUUUCCUUUUUCUGUUUCUUUUUUUCCUUUCUCUUUUUCUGUUUCUUUUUUUUCCUUUCUCUUUUUCUGUUUCUUUUUUUCUUUCUUUUUUUCUGUUUCUUUUUUCCUUUCUCUUUUAUUCCAUUUUUAUUCUUCGUUUUCCUUCUUAUUUUCAGUCUUUCAUCUUUUCUUUGUUCCAUAUUCUAUGUAAUAAUCGACAUUUUCCAAUCGUUCUUCUUUUCCUUUCCUUUUAUCCUAUCUUUUUAUUCCAUCUCUUAA